This is a messenger RNA of Maniola jurtina (meadow brown), 1346 nucleotides long. Its product is annotated as C-type mannose receptor 2-like. The record is from RefSeq and is a predicted model, not a curated record. Bases 424 to 1299 code for a protein of 291 amino acids. NCBI's taxonomy places the organism in Eukaryota, Metazoa, Arthropoda, Insecta, Lepidoptera, Nymphalidae. The transcript is spliced from 5 exons.
AAGAAAGAUGACAAGCAAUUAAUUGGUAUUGAUUUAAACGUAUUUCAAUUUUAACUGCCAAAUAAAAAUGCGACUCCAUAUAACGUUGACAAUUCACAUCGCUCUCGAAGUGACUCCGAGAGACUAGGAUUAGGUAAUUCCUACAGCCGACUACGUAUUACACGAAGAGAUUUAAACUGAAUUAACCGUUCGAUCGGAAAAUUGGAAUGCCACACAGAUAAUUACCUGACACUCACAGAAAAGGAAGUCUCUUAGAAACGAGAUUCAAAUAAGCGUGGUCGAAGGAGCAAGUCGGGCGAGUGGCCCGCGCGGCCUUUAUCACGGGAAAAAUAACUGAUAAUGUCGAUAUCUUUAGACUGCAAUUGGAACCAGAUACAGGAGGGAUCGGAUUGAAUAAAGCGCAAGCUAGCGCAGAAAUUUCGUAUGGACUACAUGUGGGCACAUUCCUACAAGACGUUCUACAGACUCCACGACUUGGCCACCAAUUGGCAACAAGCGCGACAAAUGUGCGAAUCGGAAGGCACGACGCUUCUCAUUCCAGACACGCUGGAUGAAGUGGAAAACUUAAAGCUGCUCAUGAGCAACAUGAAGGCUCAUUACACUGCAAUAUUUGUUGGAAUACACGACUCGUUUGCCGUCGGCAACUUUGUUACCGUGAGGGGGGAACCCAUAGCUGGCACAACCCUAGAACUUCUGUGGGCCGAAGGUCGACCAGACAAUCUGAAUGGUUCAGAACAUUGCGUGGUAAUGACCAGAGAGGGACUUUUUGAUGAUCGACCAUGUUCAAACAUUUACCCGUUUGUUUGUAAGAUUUUGGGAAAUGACACGAAAUACAAUGAUGAUUGCGACAAUUUUGAUUCAGAUUACGCCCGACAUCAGGCAAUAAGUGGUAAAUGUUACAAGUUUCACUCUGAACCGUUAUCUUGGCAUGAUGCCUAUUUGGCCUGCAAGCUGGAGGAAGGACGUUUAGCUAUUAUCAAUUCCGCUAAAGAAGCUAGCAUCGUCGUUGGGUUUCUCGGAGAUAAUUUGAACAGCAAUACCCCCGACCCCAACAUUUUGUACCUCGGAUUCAGUGAUCUGAUGUUCCCAUAUCAAUAUAGAACUAUUGAUGGUCAAACUUUAGAUGAAGCAGGCUACGCAUCAUGGACUCCUAUGCAAGAGAAUUUGAAGCACAAGAAGUUAAAACGAUGUGGAGCUAUUUCUAGAACUGGUUUUCUUCUCAUAACGUUCUGUGACCGACCUGCUAUGUUCUUGUGUGAAAGAAUUCUGAACACAAAUUUAACUUCGAAUACGGAAUAGUUAUGUUUGACUUAUUUAAGAUCAAAAAUAAAAUAAAAAUUAUACUC